Messenger RNA from Microplitis mediator, 1242 nucleotides. Its product is annotated as serine/threonine-protein phosphatase 6 regulatory ankyrin repeat subunit B-like. The coding region runs from base 1 to 1242 and encodes 413 amino acids. The transcript has 2 exons. Gene Ontology annotation, molecular function: protein binding. NCBI's taxonomy places the organism in Eukaryota, Metazoa, Arthropoda, Insecta, Hymenoptera, Braconidae. The record is from RefSeq and is a predicted model, not a curated record.
AUGGAUAAAACAAACAGUAAAUUAACUAAUGAAUUAAAACAUGAUACCUUAAGUACGAUUCAAAAAAUCCCGUUUAUAAAUCAACAAAAACCAACUCCUCUUCACAAAGCUGUUGAUAAAUGUGAUGAAAAAUUGGUUUCUUAUUUACUAAAUAAAGGAAUAAAUGUUAAUGUUAAUAUUAUGUUUUGGGGGACAGCUUUGCAUGUGGCCGUAAAGAAGAAUAACUCAGAAAUAAUAAGCCAGUUAAUCAAUUACGGUGCCAAUAUAAACGAACGUCAACUACUAACUGGCUGGGCGCCAUUGCAUGUGGCUGUUCAGUACGACAACAAAAUGGCCGCUGAGCUGCUGAUCGAUAAAGGGGCUGAUGUAAAUGCAACUUGUACUUCCGAAUCCGGGUUGGAUUUUACACCGCUGCACAUUGCUGCUGAAAAAGGCAGUGAGAAGAUGGUUGAGUUACUUCUGAACAAAAUGGCUGACGUUAAUGCGCUGUCACAAGUCGACGGAACUCCACUUUUCAAAGCUGCCUACACAGGAAAUACUAAAAUAAUAAAGUUACUGUUGGCUUACGGAGCAGAAAUAGACUACAUCGUCACUAAAAGUCAAUACAUUAGUCAAACGGCUCUGCAUGCCGCCAUUUUGUCGAGAAAUCCAGAAGCUGUACGAUUACUGCUACGUUGUGGUAUCAAUAUUAGUCCUGUGAAUUUUGCUAAUGAAUCAAUUCUGCAUGUUGCCAUUUAUUCCCGUAAUAAAAAAAUUAUUCAAGACUUGUUGGAGUCCAGCAUUGACAUUAAUUUUGUUAAUAGUGAUAACAAAACUAUACUAGACUAUUAUAUUUUUGAUCAUUCAAUUAUCGAACAAAUAAAACAACAUAUAGUAAAACUCAAUGCGGCAAAUUUUUUUGUGAGCAAAAAAAAUUUAAUGGCUGUCGAAAAUAAAGAGUUUGAUUGUUUUAAAAAAAAGUGUUGCGAAGAAAUUGAGAUAAUGAGAAGUUAUAAAAUAGCUACGACGAAUCUUACGUUUUAUAAAAUAUUGCACGGUCGUUCUCAUGAGCUCAGUUUGUAUAUUAAACAUUUAAAUGCGAAUAUUAUAUUAGAUUGUGGAUUUGAAUCGAUGUUCCCGUUGUACGCUGGUAUGAUUGACUUUUUGAAAAAAACUGAAUCGACGUCUAGUGAAGCGGGCGAGAAUAUUGCUAGUGUUAAAGACAAAGAUAAUUUUAUUCAUUAUACGAUGCAUAGUUGUUAA